AUGAGUGAUUUUCGGCAUCUGGAUGUCGAUCAAUACGAUGAUGAAACACUCUCUGCUGAAGAGCUUGCUCCGCAGGAUCCACGCUCUGCACAAGAACUGAAUCAGCUUGCACAAGCGAAACAGAGUGAUGUGCGCGCACGGAUUUCCAGUGGCGACACUGCCGGCGCUUUGCACGCAGCGCUAGCUGAUCCACCCACUGGUGCGCAUGCAUUGCAAGCGCGGCAAACGACGCUUGCACUUGUGAUGGAUAUUCUAAAUUCUACACGUACCACAGAUAUCAUGCCCGCGCUAAAAGCACUGAACAUGGACGAGCGCGAUACUCUGAUGAAGUACCUGUACCGUGGUAUGGAGAUGGGACGUCUCCCAUCGGCUCCAGCGCCUAUCAACUGCGCUGUAAUUUUAAGCUGGCAUGAAAAGCUCACACAGGUCGCAGGAACCGGCUGCAUUAUGCGUGUCAUGACUGAUCGUCGUAUUGUAUAG
Molecule: messenger RNA, 480 nt
Organism: Malassezia globosa CBS 7966
Lineage: Eukaryota; Fungi; Basidiomycota; Malasseziomycetes; Malasseziales; Malasseziaceae
Exons: 2
Coding region: 1-480 (159 amino acids)
Biological process (GO): regulation of actin filament polymerization; Arp2/3 complex-mediated actin nucleation
Cellular component (GO): cytoplasm; actin cytoskeleton; Arp2/3 protein complex
Molecular function (GO): actin filament binding
Source: RefSeq, a predicted model, not a curated record